AUGGACAACUUUUCAAAAUCGGCAAGAGAAGAUACAAGUACGAUUAGUGCGGCAAAACUGCAAGGGAUAAAGCAAGUCGGCGGUGGUAUCCAGGAAACAACAGGAGCCACCAGAGGAAACCCCCCUCCAGGAGAGGCAGGCACAGGGAUUAAUACAAAUGCGAAGUGGCUAGCAUCUUUGAAAUUGUCAGAUGCUAUUGCACUCUGGGAAUUGUUUAAAUCUCGAGUUGAAUUGCAUCCAAAGCAUCGCUUGUCGCCCGCACAGGUGCUUACAUUGACCUCUCUCAGGGCCGCGGACAUUGAGACGGUUAGGACUGGACAAUGGUACUUUGGCCUGGUUACAUGUGAAGUUGCAGAUAUCGGUUCGCAACGCCAGCAUCCUCGAUGGCAGGUUCGAUUAGACCAGGGCGUAUUGUCGGUGGGUGGCUGCUGGCAAGGGGCUACAGGUAUCGCAGAGAGAUUUCGGGAUGCGUCGCCCUUGGGAUUCGAAGGGCGGCAAUGA
Molecule: messenger RNA, 501 nt
Organism: Pseudogymnoascus verrucosus
Lineage: Eukaryota; Fungi; Ascomycota; Leotiomycetes; Thelebolales; Thelebolaceae
Exons: 1
Coding region: 1-501 (166 amino acids)
Source: RefSeq, a predicted model, not a curated record